Molecule: messenger RNA, 672 nt
Organism: Cercopithifilaria johnstoni
Lineage: Eukaryota; Metazoa; Nematoda; Chromadorea; Rhabditida; Onchocercidae
Source: the annotation of a GenBank genome assembly
AUGUGGUCCACUUCAAUGUCCUUCCACUUGGCUAUUACUGUCGUCAUAUCGGUGAUCACAAUCUUUUCAAGUUCUGCUGUAUAUGCAAUAGGUGAAGGACCAAACGGAUUUGGAUGUUGCAUGACGCCAUGUGCGCCUCAAAUAGGACCCUGUGAUUGCCAUUGUGGACUCCCAAUGGCACCGCAAUUUCCGCCUAUGCCACCGCAUUUACCAUCCAUAUUACCUACAGCACCCGCGUUUCCACAAUUUCCAGCAUAUCCUAGUGGUGGUGGUAACGGUGGUGGUUAUGCAAUACCUGUACGACAACAGGUUUUUGAAAAUGGUUACAUGCAACAACCAUCCUCAUACAAAACAUCACCAGGCAUUUCAUACCAACAACACCUAACAUAUCAAAAUGGAGGAUCAUAUGGUUACAAUAUGAAGCAAUUUGAACCAACUGGUGGUGCCUUUGGCGGUUAUGCAACCAAUCCAUAUGGUGCUGAAAAUGGUAAUUUCGGUGAUUCUACUUAUAGCUAUCCACAGAAUAUGCAAAAUGAGAAUAGAUUUGGAGAUGUAUCACAACAAGCUUCUGGUUCGGGACAACAUACGUCUUCUGGAACCGAAUAUAAUUCAUCACCAGCAACAACUGAUACCAAGUCAUUUUUGAAAUUGCACAGAAGUCAGUUGGCAUAG